AUGCAGCAAAACGGAGAUCCACGUCGAUCGAAUCGAAUCGUCCGGUACAAACCUCUCGAUGCAACUGCUAACCAGCAACAAGCAGUCAGCGAUGAUCCACUUCCAGAGUACAUGAAUGUGCUCGGUAUGAUUUUCAGCAUGUGUGGACUGAUGAUUCGAAUGAAAUGGUGCUCGUGGCUGGCUCUCGUCUGCUCCUGCAUCUCCUUUGCCAACACCCGUACUUCGGACGAUGCCAAACAAAUUGUUAGCAGUUUCAUGCUGUCAGUCUCCGCCGUCGUGAUGAGCUACCUCCAGAAUCCAUCGCCAAUCAUUCCUCCAUGGGUUACCCUUCUUCAAUCUUGA
This is a messenger RNA of Caenorhabditis briggsae, 342 nucleotides long. Bases 1 to 342 code for a protein of 113 amino acids. Gene Ontology annotation, molecular function: protein folding chaperone. The transcript is spliced from 4 exons. Gene Ontology annotation, biological process: protein insertion into ER membrane. Gene Ontology annotation, cellular component: endoplasmic reticulum membrane. NCBI's taxonomy places the organism in Eukaryota, Metazoa, Nematoda, Chromadorea, Rhabditida, Rhabditidae. The record is from RefSeq and is a predicted model, not a curated record.